CGCCGGUUGAGGCUGUUGAAGUAACACUACACUUCCAAGGUGGUUUCCUAUCAAAUAUGGAUAAGCCUCUAUUCGUAAAAGUAGUUAUAGACUUUCUUGAAGAUAUGCGCACACAUCUCAAGGAUGGCGUUCAAGUAGAUAUUAGUCAGGAGUCAAUAGUUUUGUCAUUUGAGAUUGUGGGUCCCAAUAAAGUGGACGUUGCUUUCCACUUAGAAGAAUUAUCUCGCAUGCAGAAGUUGAACAUUCUUGGCUACUUGGCUGAUGCGGCAACAUCACGUUUUAUACAUCGCAUCACUUCCAGCACUGUUCAUAAUCGGAUUAUUGCUUUAGAGCAGCGCGAGAUAUAUACGGAGCUUAAAACUCCGAUAUUUCAAUCGGCGAUUCUUAUUUUGGCUGCUGCAAGUGCUUUCAUUAUCAGUAGUCUAGUCAUUCUGCUGGUUCUUUAUCGUAAGAAGAUGAAGAUGAAAAAUUUUACAGAUACGAUAUCCGUAGAUUAUCACUUGCUGGCUUACAAAAAGCAAUCAGUCUAUAUUAUUUCAGGUAUGGAAAACAAAGAUAAGGAAAAGGAAGCGGUUAUGAGUCACCAAUUUAUCACUAGAACAUCUGAGAUCAUUGGCUGAGCAUAGUCGAAUUUUAUGAGAUUAUGUCAAGAUUUUGUGUAAUUUUUUUUUGUA
Ceratosolen solmsi marchali is the source of this 674-nucleotide messenger RNA. RefSeq lists its product as uncharacterized. The transcript is spliced from 2 exons. The coding region runs from base 57 to 620 and encodes 187 amino acids. The record is from RefSeq and is a predicted model, not a curated record. Lineage: Eukaryota; Metazoa; Arthropoda; Insecta; Hymenoptera; Agaonidae.